Molecule: messenger RNA, 1272 nt
Organism: Agelaius phoeniceus (red-winged blackbird)
Lineage: Eukaryota; Metazoa; Chordata; Aves; Passeriformes; Icteridae
Source: RefSeq, a predicted model, not a curated record
AUGGCACUGCACACCCCCCUGGUGACAGGGCUGAAACCGGAGCCAGCGGGAGGGGAUGAGGCAGCAGGGCGGGUGGGUGCCAUCGAGGGCCUCACACGGGCCGGACACCGGGCGCUGGCCCUGGGCGCCGGGCGGGAGGCAGUGGGGUGCUUCAGGAAGGCCCUGCUCCUCUCCAGGGACACAGUGAGCCCCCAGCUCCACAGGGCUUGUGCCUUCAACCUGGGGGCUGCCUACGUGGAGACUGGGAAGCCCAGAAAGGGCUUUGAGUUCCUCCUCCAGUCCCAGCCCUCAGAGGCGGAGAGCAGGGACAGCUCGAAGAGCCUUUAUUUCAGCGUCGGGGCGGCUCACGAAGGGCUCCAGGAUUUUCCAAAGGCUCUGGAGUGUUUUGAGAAAGUUUCCGGGCACGCUGGCGCUGCUCAGGCCGGCAGCCGAGCGGGCACCUGCGUGCAGAUGGGCUGCUGCUACCUGGGCAUGCGGGAGCCGGCGCGGGCCGCGCGGUGCUUCCUGGACGCGGCGCAGGCCUACGCGGCGGCGGAGAGCCCCGGGGCCGCGGCCGUGGCUCUGAGCAGGGCGAGCGGCUCCAUGCUGCAGAGCCGGCGGUUCCGGGCCGCGGAGAUCGCCGGGGUCCUCGCCCGGUGCCGCUCGCUCUGUGAAUCCAUCCCCGACCCCGCCCUGCGAGGGAAACUCUACAGCGACAUCGGCCUCGGCUACUCGCAGCUGCACAUCUUCUCCCUGGCUGCCGAGAGCUUCGAGCGGGCGCUGGGGCUGUGCGGUGGGGAGCGGGACCGGCAGCGGGAGGCGGCGCUGCUGCAGAACCUGGGCGCUGCCCUCAACGCCCUGAGCAGCUUCGGCACCGCGCUGGGCUGGCACCGGCGAGCGGCUGCGCUGCACGGUGCUCUGGGGAACCGCAGGGCUCAGGGGCAGAGCUUUGGGAACCUGGCGUUCGCCUGCAGCCAGCUCGGGAAGCACGGGGAUGCCGCUGAGAGCUACCUGCACGCCCUGCAAGCCUUCAGGGACUCGGGGGACUUGCAGGGGCAGUGGCAAGCGUGCGAGGGGCUGGGGGCAGCGUGCUUGCACCUGGGAGACCCCCAGAAAGCCAUCGGGCACUAUCAGGAGGCCCUGAUUUUGCUUUCCCGCUGUCAGGACAGCCCCAGAGCUGCCCACAAACGGGUGGUGCACAAGCUCACAGAUGCCAUCCAGCACCGGCUCCACCUCAGCCACCUCUCCUACCAGCGGGGCUGGGCACCCAGCCCAGGCCUGGCACAAGAAUGA